Messenger RNA from Cynara cardunculus var. scolymus (artichoke), 1747 nucleotides. RefSeq names its product zinc finger CCCH domain-containing protein 6. Bases 302 to 1537 code for a protein of 411 amino acids. NCBI's taxonomy places the organism in Eukaryota, Viridiplantae, Streptophyta, Magnoliopsida, Asterales, Asteraceae. The record is from RefSeq and is a predicted model, not a curated record. Gene Ontology annotation, molecular function: metal ion binding. The transcript is spliced from 4 exons.
UGACCUAGCAUACCCCCCAUCGCCACCGUCUUCCAACCAUCAUCCCCUGUCGCCACCCUUUUCAAAAUCAUACCACCAGACGGAAAUCUCCCUCCUGCUCUUAGAUUCACGGCGAUUACGUUAAAACCGUCGUGAAUAAGUUAGUCAAUUUAGGGUUUUAGAAGAAGGAAAAGUAAGUAAUUUUAGGGUUUUCAAGUUAUUGGGAUUCUUAAUUUGUCGCCGCGGAUCAGUGUGUCUAAUCCUUGCCAAAAACGACAUCCAUUUUGGCCGAAAUCGAAUUUGUUAUAUUUGUUUUUUAAACAUGCGAGGAUUGCAGAAAUCAAAAAGGGUUUCUUGGGCGUCAGAUUUAAAUCUUUGUCAGGUAAAGCUGUUUUUAUCAGAUGAAUCUCCUUCCCAAGUUGGUUUGGGUGGUCAAGACCAUCUCCAGGCAAAGGCAUCAUGGCCAUGGCAUUCAGCAGGAGCAGGCUCUGAUGACAAUUUGCCGCCAGGCUUUGAAGGAAUUCAACCUGCAAACUUGUUGCAGAAUAAGUUGUCUCAAGUUCCUCUCAUCCAAUGGAAAUGUCCUUCCAGGUUCGUUCUGGAUCCCAAUUGGCAAGUUGCUGCCGGAGAAGAAAGCAAAGAACUGGAGGUUGAAAGUCAACGCGAGAUGAGAGUGCUCGAAGCUGUCUAUCCACGACCAUCUGCCAUCCCUCCAAACCCUGCAUCAGCAAUGGGCGCAGACGAGCCAUAUUACAAUGAUCAGCACACUCCUCUCAUCCCCAUCACUCCCAUUGAAGAUGAAGACAUGGCACCUGAUUCAUCAUCUAUAGCAGCCAAUACAAGCUUGCAGGCUCCUGCAACUAUGGCUACUCAGUCGGGCAAUGGAGGGAUGGUCUCUGGGGUCGAACCAGAUGUAGUGAGUGCCGCCUAUUCUGCUCUGAAUGCAGCAAUGUCAAACGGCAGUCAAGGAAGCCUGAUUGAUCCUAACCUGCUCAUCAAAAUUCUGAGCAACCCAACUUUAAUUGAGAAACUAGUGUCAUCUACCCAAGGACCAUCUGCAUCUGGUCCACAAAUAUCUCAAGCUCUCUCUAUGCCCACAUUGCCAGCCAUAUCUGUAGCUGAGCCACCACCACCACCACCACCUGUCCAUGGUCGGACCACCCACCUCCCAUUCUCGACAGCAUCAUCUUCCUCCAGUAAUGCUCAUUAUCCUCCAGCAAGCAGGGUGGGACCUGUUCCUGUUCCUGUUCCGGCUUCCAAUCUGGCGCCACCAGAAGUGAAUCCAGCAAAGAAGGAUAUAAAUUAUUACAAGAGCCUGAUUCAGCAGCAUGGUGGAGAAAAAGCAGAAUCAGUGAAUAGUAAUAAUGUAAAAACAAGGGGGGAUACGAAAGGGAAAAUAAUGAAGCCUUGCAUCUAUUAUAAUAGUACAAGAGGAUGUCGACAUGGAGCAAAUUGUGUUUUUCAGCACGAUUCUUCGUCGUCGCAACAGCAGCAGCGAGUGAGUUUGCCAGAUUCGAAAAGAAUGAAAAUGGAUAGUAGGGAGAUUAGUGGUACAUAAAUUGAUUCAACGUCCAUUUUUGAGUUUGGUGUAAAUGGUGCAUUGCUGCUUGGGUGGGGUGGGGGGUACUGCCAAAGAAAUGGGAUCGAUUUUUCUCUCUUUUUGAUUUUGAUAUUGUUUUUUCUUUUAAUCCAAAAUUUUGGUCCCUUCUUUCUCAUGUUUUGCUUAACAUUUUGUUUAAUGGAAAAUGCUACCAUUCUUAUUGUUUCU